Molecule: messenger RNA, 1296 nt
Organism: Trichoderma atroviride IMI 206040
Lineage: Eukaryota; Fungi; Ascomycota; Sordariomycetes; Hypocreales; Hypocreaceae
Biological process (GO): transcription by RNA polymerase I
Source: RefSeq, a predicted model, not a curated record
GGCGAUUCCAAUUACCGUUCGGCUGGCCAACAGAUUGAUCAGACUAUGCAUGUUAAGAGAAUUACAAGCCUUGGUGGUGCUGGCGCGUCUACUACUGGCCCUGCGCCUCGUCGUGCGCCUAGACCUCAGCCAAAGGGCCUCAGGGCCAGGUACCAGCCCUUUGGCGUGAACACUCCGAUGGGCAAUAUUGGAGCAGAUACGCCUGAGGAUGAAGAUGUCGAGAUGGAGGAGGCACCCCAGACGGUGGCGACUCCAAAAGCAGCCAAGAAGUCAAAGAGCAAAGAUACGAAGAAGGGCACCGAUGAAGCCGCCAAAGCCGACCGCAAAGGCAAGAGAAAGCACAAUGUUUCAGAAGAUGAUGCCUCGGCCGCUGCACAGCAGCUAGCAGAGGAGAAUAAGUCUGCAGAGACAAAACCCAAGAAACAGAAGGUGGCUCGGGCCUCUAGUCCUGAUCUUGGAACAGAACUGCCCACGCUCAGCAAGAAACAGACACCAAUUGUACCACCAGCUAUCCCCUCAUCAGCAUUCUCAUCAUCAGCUACCACUAUUGCCACUCCUUCAAAACCAGCAGCUGCCACUCCUAGCGCAGUGAAGAAGUCUUCCAAGAAGGCGAAGCCUGAGACUCCUGUCCCUGCGCCGCGGCAAACGGCUGUUCCACUUCCCAACAUCCCGCUUACUUCCCGACCCAAGGAAUCUCCAGUUCCCCUCCCGCCGUCCUCUAGCCUCGCAGCUUCAACGCCUCUGAAGUCAAAAAGCAAGAAGAGCAAGAAGAGCAAGGACGAGGUAACCGCCACCGGGUCUUCACAACAGAGCCCCCCACCAAGUGCUCAGGGUGGCGAUAAGAAAAAGUCUGGCCGCAAAGCCGGCAAUAUGGGCUAGAGCCCCAGAUCGUUCAGGUGGCUUUGAGACGCAGCUAGCUAUGGCCUGCGUCUCAAAAGAUGUACGGCUAUGGUAAUCACAUUCAUAGCGGUACCUAAACGAGCAUGGGAUGGAAUCGAUGUAUUUCAACUUGACACAGGAACUAUGCGGUUCAUGAAGCAUUGCUUGCAGGUGGAUGAUUUCUACCAGCUCUGGAUUGCAUGGAAUCAGAGCUUUGUCAUGAUUAGGGGAUAUUGGCGUUCAGGGGAAAGCUGUUUGCUUUGCUAUCAAAAAUAAAAAGGAGAGAGAGGAUGGGGAUGCGCGGUUGUAGAUAGAGGACGAGGCCUGGAUAUUGGAGAGAAGGAUAUUUAGGGAGCUUGUGCUGAGAAGUUACUCAUAGUACCUUUCACAUAUUAAUACUACUAUCUAGUACUACUA